AUGAAUGUGGAUGAGAGUCUGAAGCUGGGUACCUCCUUCCGGAGCGGGCGCUGUGGGGACCGCGCCGGGGAGCGCAAAGGCAAGAAGGAUGACAACGGAAUCGGCACGGCCAUCACCUUUGUGCUGUCCAAUGCCCGGCUGGUGCGGGGGGUGGGUGGAGCAGCCAUGCUGGGCAUCGCCAUGCUGUCGGUGAAGCAGAUGUACGACCGGGCCAUCAGUGCCCCUACCAGCCCUACCCGCCUGAGCCACUCAGGGAAGAGGGGCUGGGAAGAACCAACCUGGAUGGGGUCCCCGCGCUUGCUGAACAGGGACAUGAAGAUGGGCCUGAGCCGCUCCCUGCAAACCCUCCCCACAGACGCCGCGGCCUUCGAGCAGGAGAAACUCCUUCCUCACUACCGGAACCGGGCAGCCAUCCCUGCUGGCGAGCAGGCACGGGCCAAGCAAGCUGCCAUGGACAUAUCCGCCGAGCUGCGGGGCUUCCUGCGGGCCAAGGUGCCUGACGUGCCGCUCUGGGACAUGUACCUGAGUGGCAGCCUCUACGACGACCUGCAGGUGGUGACUGCCGACCACAUCCAGCUCAUCGUGCCCCUCGUGCUGGAGCAGAACCUGUGGUCGUGCAUCCCAGGCGAGGACACCAUCAUGAACGUCCCCGGCUUCUGCCUCGUCCGCCGUGAGAACCCGGAGUACUUUCCUCGCGGCAGCAGUUACUGGGACCGGUGCGUCGUGGGGGGCUACCUCUCCCCAAAGGCAGUGGCCGACACGUUUGAGAAGGUGGUGGCCGGCUCCAUCAACUGGCCGGCCAUAGGGUCCCUCUUGGACUAUGUGAUCCGACCGGCUCCACCUCCAGAGGCCCUGACGCUGGAGGUGCAGUACGAGCGUGACAAGCAUCUCGCCAUUGACUUCCUGCCAUCUGUGACCCUUGGCGACACUGUUCUGGUGGCCAGGCCACACCGGCUAGCCCAGCACGACAACCUGUGGCGGCUGAGCCUCCGUCCCGCCGAGGUGGCGCGCUUGAGAGCUCUGGACCAGGCUGACACGGGCUGCCAGGCCCUGUGCCUGAAGAUUCUCAAGGCCAUAUACAAGUCCACGCCUGCACUGGGCCACCUCACUGCCAGCCAGCUCACCAACGUCAUCCUCCACCUGGCCCAGGAGGAGGCCGACUGGUCUCCAGAUGUGCUGGCCGACCACUUCCUGCAGUCCCCUGAGGGACUGAUCAGCUACCAGGAGGCCAGGGUCCUGCCCAGUGCCCUCAACCCCAAGGUGAACUUGUUCUUGGAGCUCACCCCUGAGGAAAUAGACGAAUUGGGAUACACUCUCUAUUGCUCCUUGUCUGAGCCAGAGGUGCUGCUGCAGAGGUAGGGCGGUGAAGGCCAA
Oryctolagus cuniculus (rabbit) is the source of this 1374-nucleotide messenger RNA. Lineage: Eukaryota; Metazoa; Chordata; Mammalia; Lagomorpha; Leporidae. The record is from RefSeq and is a predicted model, not a curated record.